This is a messenger RNA of Ostrinia nubilalis (European corn borer), 2342 nucleotides long. RefSeq names its product centrosomal protein of 97 kDa (gene Cep97). The transcript has 15 exons. Bases 87 to 2342 code for a protein of 751 amino acids. Lineage: Eukaryota; Metazoa; Arthropoda; Insecta; Lepidoptera; Crambidae. The record is from RefSeq and is a predicted model, not a curated record. Gene Ontology annotation, molecular function: protein binding.
GUCAAAUGUACACAAAUGUUGAUUUUUUGUGGAAAACUGCAUCGUAUUUCCGAUAAAUAAAUAAAAGAUGCUGUAAUAAAACAAAUAUGGACGAACCUAAGAAUGAAACUUUGGAUCUAUCGAGGCGUGGGUUGAAGAAAAUAGAGAAAGCGCCUGCAGACGAAUCUAAGACGGUUAUUAAUUUAAUCCUCGAUCAGAAUGAGCUGCAGAGACUGGACAAUAUCGAGACAUACAGCCGUGUUGAGAAUGUCUCAAUUUGCAACAAUUUCUUGCUCCGUAUGCAUGGAGUAUCCCGCCUGACGAAUAUACGAAUACUUGCUUUAAACAAUAAUGGAAUUCUCCAAAUAGAGGGACUAAAAGAUCUGAUAUACCUAAAAGUACUAAAAUUAGCUGGUAACAAUAUAAAGUCAAUAGAACACCUGAACAACAACAUUCAUCUAGAAUACUUGGAUCUUUCAAAUAACCAAAUUUCUUUCAUUGCUGAUAUUUCUUAUUUGAAAAACUUAAAACACCUAAGCCUAGAGCGCAACAGGAUAACCGACCUCCGCCAGUGCGACCGUUACCUGCCUCCACACUUAGAACAUCUAGGGCUGGCACACAACAACAUCCCCGACCUGAACGAAAUCAGCCAUCUCGUGCACCUGACGAAGCUGGACAGCUUCUCAGUGCAAGGCAACCCGUGCGUGGCUAUGGCUGGGAAGGACAAACUAGGUUUCGACUACCGUCCGUUCGUCCUGAAUUGGAUACUCAGCGUAAAAAGCAUCGAUGGCUUCGUCGUCAGCGCGAUAGAGAGCCUAAAAGCAGAAUGGCUGUACAGUCAAGGCAAGGGCCGCCAUUUCCACGCCGGCCAGCACCAAGAGUUAUGCGAGUACCUGGCCUCCACCUGCCCUCUCACGGCCGACGCACUCGAGACCGAGGACCAGAGGAAACUGCGCCUUAUUCUCAGCAAGGCUCAACAUCAUCAACAGCAGCUAAAAGACCAAAACCACAGUCCUUUGAAAACUAAGUUACAAUCUCCGAGAGUUCAAUCCCGUAUAUCCUCCCGGCACAUGGGCCGUUCACCGGAUCGGCUGACGUCGAGUUUCCACGCCGCGUUGCCUAAGUCCGCUUCGCCGCAGCUGAUGUCAGCUUCAUACUCCGGAGACAUCCCUAUACCAUCAGCUAUGAGCCAGAGCUUCGACUCGCCUGGCUUGAUGUAUGGGGGAGAGAAGAGGGACAAUGGCAAAGAGAAGGAGAAGGCACCAGAACUACCGCCAGCGAAACCAGUGAAUCAUUCCCUAGAAGCAGCAUCCAAGAUGGUUCCCGUGCCCGAAUCGCUCAUGAGUCCCGACUACCAGGACCCAAUCUACGACAUCCAAAGAUCCAUACCAAAGCCGACCAACCACUCCGUCAAUAGCAUCUCUAACACAUCGUCUCAAUCAAGUAACAGCAGCAUACAAGAAGAGAAACCGCAUAGACAGAUCGUUCAGCCGAAUAAGAACAUAAAAGGAUCCCCAAAGCUGCCCAAAAGUGCGACUUCUAGCCCGAAGUUAAAGUCCAAAAUCGAGCGGAAGGGGAGUUUGUCUAAAGGUGACAUAAAAACCGAAGAGAAAAAGCUGAACGGCAUGACGAAACAAGAGAGCGGGGACCAGAUAGACCCAGACAAGUUGGAAAUCAUCAAACUAGCGUCCAACCAGAGACGACAGAAGAAGAUGAGUGCAGAAUGCAUGGCCGCCGUCACCAUCCAGAAGAUGUGGCGUGGAUACCGCAGCAGGAACCUUAACAAGGACACACUGAGGAUCCUGCAUGCCAUCCAGGCUGCUAGAGCGAGACAGCAUAUACAAAGGUUAACGUGCGACAUGGAGGCAACUAAGGCAGCCCUCGAAAGCGAGCGCAAGAUUCAGCAGCUACAGAUGCAAGCCAUCAACGCGCUGUGGAAGAAAGUUUCAACGUUGCAAGCUGCAGACACUCAAAAAGUCCGGUCGUGCGAUUCAGACGACAGCACCGAAGCGGUGCGGCAGCUGACCGAGACGUGCAGCCGGCUGCAGUCGCAGGUGGCGUCGCUGCAGACGUGCAUGCAGGACAUCCUGCGCUGCGUGGCCUGCGCGCGCGCGCCCGCUGCCACGCAGACUGACGUCACGUGCGUGUGCACGCCGCAGGAGGAACGCGUUUCGUUUCUAAAACGACCGCAGUCGCUGCCGCUGGCGCCAGCCGCGCCCGCGCCCGAGCCCGCUCCUGCGCAUCAACAGGAAACCGAGAAACCAAACGAAAUGGACACUCUUGACAUAGAGCGCACAGAGUCGAUCAUAGAGGAGAAAACCGACAGCUCAGAGGAGCGCGAGCAAGAGGUCAUCGUUGACUGA